GUCAAUUGCGCUUUAAGCUUGCUUUUGUAGACUAAAUUCAUGACUUGCAUAAAUCGACGUUUUUUAUAUAACCCUAACAAAAUGAUGUUUGAUGAAUAUAUGUAAAUGUUUCCUUAUGAAGUGUUAUUUUCUGGGGAACAAAAUUUAUUACAAUCUGAACAAUAUAAUUUGNGUUUAUCAUCUCUCUUCCUCUCUCCCAAUUCCUCUCCAGCAAACCCUCGUUUUUUUUGGCUCCCGUCUGCGCCUUUCCACCACGGGUGCACCGCACCCCACCGAUUCGACCAUCUCGUAGGCUGGAGCGAGCUCCCUAGCGGGUCUUUAAUCCACUAUUUGCGUGGUGCUUCAUCUUUGUCUCGAUUGGCCAUAGUAGGGUUUUUGUCGAGAUUCGACGGUACGCCGACAAUGGCGACGUAGCGGGCCCCAGCUGCUGUCUUGCGGAGGCUGGGUAUGAUUUAGAGGGAAUUUUAAACUCGAACCAGAAAACGACAUGAGUAAUGCACGAACUGCUUUCUCAUACUGUGUCCAACAAGUACGGAACUAUGAUUAUCACCACUACCUUUGCCUUCUCGAGCUUCCCUUAAACAUGAGAAGAUCAGCUUUCGCACUCAGAGCUUUUAACGUCGAGACAGCUAGGGCCAUGGAUGUUGCUUCCGACCCAAGAAUCGGCCUCAUGCGCCUGCUCUGGUGGCAGGAAGCCAUUGACAAGAUAUUUUCCAACAAGUUAGUCGAGCAUCCAGUGGCUCAGGCGUUAGCCUCUGUGAUAUCCGAGCAUAAGUUUAGCAAGAGCUGGCUCAAAAGAUCUGUCCAAGCUAGGAUAGAUGAUGCAAGGCGAGAUGUUUCUAAUAUUCCAGAGACUAUAGAGGACUUGGAGAGGUAUGCUGAGGACACCAUGUCUACAAUUUUGUACUCAACACUCGAAGCAGACGGUUUUAUCCUUUCCCCAAAGGCCAAAGCUAAUAAUUCUGAAACAGAUGGUAUCAGGUCUACAGCAGCAGACCAUGCCGCAUCACAUAUCGGUAAGGCUAGCGGGCUUGCUUUGCUGCUUAGGUCUCUUCCAUACCAUGCUGGGCGAAACCGUCAUUUUUUAUAUAUACCCGCUGACGUGGCGAAAAAGCAUGGCCUGCUCGUGAAUAAGUCGGAAAAUCGUAUAGAUUCUCGUGAGGGGUUGUGCAGUGCCGUGUAUGAGAUGGCAUCUGUUGCCAAUGCACAUUUACAGAAAGCCCGUGAGUUGGCCGAGACUGUGCCUGUUGGGGCCCGCCCGGUGAUGCUGCCAGCUGUGCCAACACAGUUUGUGUUGGACACAUUGAGACGUGUGCAAUUUGACGUUUUUGACCCUAGGCUGGCUCGAGGUAUUUUGGGGAUAACUGGAACAAACCUCGAGGAGCAACUGAAGAUGCUUGCUGGCAUUUUGUUUGAGAAGAUGGCUUGCAAGCAAAAUCAGUAGAAACUCACUUGAAGGCUGAAGCGUCGAAAAAUAAAAGUACUUGGGUUUUGCGUAUUGCUGUUUGUCGAAGAGAUCUCUAUUCAACAGGCAUAUUAUUGAAUCCUUGUAAAGAUUUAAUCGUCGCACCAUGCCAUUAAUUUUUUGUGUAUGUUUGUUAUCACUUCACGGCAGACGGUUAACAAUGUUACGACUCUUACCGGCCAGUAAGGACUUUCAACCUCUGUCCAAGAAUAAAGACUACUACAAUACUAAUUAAGCUAUGGUGUUGUAAUUUGAGUAGAAAACAAUAUGUUUACCAUAAAUGCAAGAACUGUUUUAGG
Striga asiatica is the source of this 1764-nucleotide messenger RNA. The record is from the annotation of a GenBank genome assembly. Lineage: Eukaryota; Viridiplantae; Streptophyta; Magnoliopsida; Lamiales; Orobanchaceae.